Messenger RNA from Fukomys damarensis (Damara mole-rat), 2861 nucleotides. RefSeq names its product mucin-1-like. The record is from RefSeq and is a predicted model, not a curated record. Bases 63 to 1238 code for a protein of 391 amino acids. Lineage: Eukaryota; Metazoa; Chordata; Mammalia; Rodentia; Bathyergidae. The transcript is spliced from 5 exons.
UCGUGGCACACCUCAGUUCCAGGCUUCUUCUGUCCGCGCCCCUUCAUUUUUCCAAAUUAAAGAUGGAAGUGAAGGGCACCUCAGUGUUUCUGACUUGCCCAACUCGGGCACCCGCCCGCCCCGUGAUGGGGAAAGGCAGCUCCGCGCUUCCCAGUUCUCCAACUCCGACAGCCUCCGGCGCCAUGACGGGGAAGGGCACCUCCCCGGUUCGACUUUCCCCAAUUCGGGCCCCCGCCCGCCCCGUGAUGGUGAAAGGCAGCUCCGCGCUUCCCAGUUCUCCAACUCCGGCAGCUCCCGUCGCCAAGACCGGAAAGGGCAACUCCGCACCCCUAAGUCACCGAAAGCGGUCGCUGAUCUCCGCCACGCUGGGGCAGGGCAGCCCCCCACCGCGCCAGGUGGACUUCACCCCUUUUUGUGGUGACAUAUUUGUACAGGGCACUUCUCCGCCCGCCAGAUCCAGUGCGACCCGACCCGUUGGCGCCAAGCCUCUGAAGGGCAGCUCUCCGCCUCGCCGUCCCCGGGAAGCACUCUCCACCGGCCGUUCUCCGCCCCGCAGGACUUGGAGCCCAUCUUCUCCAAGCGCGAUGGUGGUGCAGGGCAGCUCUCCGUUUCGCGGAGAACAGCCAAUGCCUUCUGCGGACGCCAAGAAGGCAAGAGGCAUUUUCCCGCCCCUUCCAGCCCAGGCGACGUCUUCUGCUGGCGCUUCACCUGAUAAGAGCAGCUCUCUGCUUCGCGCUGCACCGCCCCAGUCUUCUACCGGGAUCAUGGUGGUCAAGGGCAGCUCUCCGGGCUGCACAGCCCAGGCGACGACUCCCGCUGGCGCCUUUCUUGCAAACGGCCGCUCUGCCUGUCCCGGUUCCCAAGCAGCGUCUCAGGCCGGCGCCAAGAUCCUGAAGGGCAGAGGUGUCAUUAGCAGUAUCCGCACAGCGCCUUUCGCCGGCGCUAUGAUGCUGAAGGGCAGCUAUUCGCCAUGUGAAGCCGAGGCGAUGCCUGUGGACGCCAUGUUUGUGAAGGGCAGGCCUCUCGGCGGCGGCACAGACAGUGGUGUUGGUGGUGGUGGUGGCGCCCCUUGCCGCACCGUGCCUUCGCCCAGCACCAUGACUGUGAACUACAAUCCUCCGCCGCCGAGGAAGGAGGCCACGGGUUCCGUGUCCGCUAUUUGCCUCAAAGGCAGAGGGCUCCUCGGCGGGAUCCACAGAGCGCCUUUCGCAGCCGCUGGGCUAGUGAGGGGCCCCUGACGGCUUCGUGGGGUCCCCUGGCUCGGCCCAGGGCGCCGGGACAACGAGGGACUGCCGCUUCUCCUGCUCCGCCCUCCGGGGCGGCAAAGAACAGGUUCGUCGGCGGUAUGUACGGGCGAAGCUGCGGGCAGGCAGAGUCAGGGUCGGGCAUUCGGUCUGUCCUGCCCCCUCGACUGAGCCGUCCGGGCUAGAGCGCGUUUCACGGCGACCUAUGUGCGACCAGACCGUUGCUGCCGUUCCCCCGCGCUCGAACCCCGAGUUUGGUUUGUUCCCGCAAGCCGUUGAAAGAACUAAGGCCCACCGCUCCUUUGGGGUAACUGAAACGGAGCAUUGUGAACUCCGAGGGUAGGAAAUGCCAGAACCGGGAUUUGGACUCUUCACCCCGACGGCUAGUAACUGAGAGACUGGUGAAUGGCCAAGCGCCGUCAGAUCCUCAGUUUUCCCUCUUUCCAGUCGCAUUGUCAAGUUUUGGGAAAUGCGACAGAAUGCACUUGCAGCUGAGUGUGGUUUGGCUCACUGCUUCCAGGUCCUCCUGUGACACCGGGGUUGUAACUAACUGAGGGUUAAGACGGAGAGCACGGAAAAGGCCGGGCAGCGCUGGGACGCCCGAGGCAGCCGUGAUGUCCCUGGCCCUGAGUGUGUCCCACCAAAGCCCGGGCAUCUUGUCUGAGAGACAGCAUUGCCAUCUGUCCUGCAGAAAGUGGAGCACUGAGGGCCACUGAGAAACAGCAGCGAGGGGAGGUGGCCAGAUGGAUGAGAAGGUGGUGACCUCCAUGAGCCCAUGGGACCGCGACCUCUGGUCCAAAAAAGAACGGGUCCUUCAGUCGUCGGCUCAGAAGCAAUAGCUUCUGGUUGUUUCCACUAUUCCUGAAGUAGGAGGUAGUGACCUCCAUUAGCCCAUGGGACUGUGACCCAUGGUCCAAAAAAAGAAUGGGUCCUUUUGUCUGAAACCCUGUUUGCUUACGUUGCUGUAACAUUUUAUUCACCGAUGUGAUCUCCAUGAGCCCGUGGGACCGCGAGCUAUGGUCCAAAACGAAUGGGUCCUUCAGUGUUCGGCUCAGAAGCAAUAGCUUCUGGUUGUUUCCACUACUCCUAACGUAGGAGGUUGUGACCUCCAUGAGCCCAUGGGACCGCGACCUCUGGUCCAAAAAAGAACGGGUCCUUCAGUUGUCGGCUCAAAAGCAAUAGCUUCUGAUGGUUUCCACUAUUCCUAAAGUAGGAGGUGAGCAGGAGAGGAAGGGCAGCAGAGGGAGAGGGAGAGGCCCUUCCCACACAACCCUGCAGAUGACCCAGGGAGAUCUCCGAUGUUGCAGUGAGGAGCCCUUUCCUGUCCUGCUACAGGAGCAGCACGGAAGAGUAGCAAGCUCAUUGUUAGGAGCAUGGGGUGAACCCUGAGCCUCAGGGCUCUGCCCUCCCUCGCCUCCCACUCCCUUUUGUGCCCACUUCCUCUCAGGCAGUCACUUCUCCCUCCCCAGCAGCCCAGCUCCAAUGCUGGACUCGGCACUGACACGGGCCACACAUGAAAUAUGGAAAACACCUUAUGGUGGGAGUUUAAAUAAAAAAUGUUUAUUUUGCCAUUUGCCUAGAAGCAAAACUAGUGAAAAUUAAAGUAUAAAAAUAAAU